CCCUAGCCCUCCUAAGUUUAUCUCCUUCAGCUAUUAAGCCUUUUGAAUUCGACACCCAAUCCUAUGUACGCAUAUUAGGUGGCAUAAUUGGUACAUCGGCCGGUGACGUUGUAUCUCAAGCUCUCAUCGUCGAUGAAAACGCAAGUCACAUUUAGGUUCGGAAUCCUGAUGUUGUAGCAUUGCUGGUUGGACCUCCUGAUACAAAUAAGUACGAAUGGAUGCUCCAGAUCAUCCGAUGAAUCGAUCUGAACCAUCUUUAUAAUCUGUUACUUCUUCCCAUCUCUGAAACCUACCUAAGUAGCUAGCUAGUUAUCAAUAUAUCACGAUACUUUCUCAACAUCUCAACAGCUCCAACUUUACAUAAAUCAUAUCAAAAACAUCAAGCAUAAACCACAAUGUCCUCAGGCGCCGAAGACCAGCCCAAGAGGCAGCAGACGACCGUACAGGAGUCCGACGCCUCCGACGCCUCUGACCACAUGUCCGAGACUUCGCGGCCACCCCGCAACCGCCGCCGCAACCGUCGCCGCCCCGGCUCCAUCCAGCCCCUCCAAGCGCAAGACGAUCAGCAAAUGCUUCAGCAAAGGCAGCAGCAGCAGAUGUUUCAGCAGCAACAGCAACAACAGCAGAUGCAGCAGCAGCAGCAGCAGCAGCAGGGCGGCGGGGAUAGCAAAUCGGACACGCUCCGUCUGCGGCUCGAUCUCAACCUCGAGGUCGAGGUAACACUGAAAGCGCGCAUCCACGGCGACUUGACGCUGGCUCUACUGGACACCUAAACUACUGGGUAUUAUAUUGUUUACGAAUGACCCGAUACGAUUUUGAUUUUGAUGGUACGCGAAUAGGUAAUGAUGCAUGCGGGUUGAACUACGUACCAGUUCAGGUACGAUACAAAACAGGGGGCAAUUGCUUGGGAUACCUAGAGGAUUCAUGUUAAUAUCAUUUGGGACGUUGAUUUCUUCAUGCUGGUUAACCUGUUUAGCUGAUGGGCAGCGUGGACAUCAGCCAAGUCGGUCUUUUAUCAGGUAGUUUUAUUUUAUUUGUAUGUACGAGUAACACACGUCU
Molecule: messenger RNA, 1059 nt
Organism: Hypoxylon fragiforme
Lineage: Eukaryota; Fungi; Ascomycota; Sordariomycetes; Xylariales; Hypoxylaceae
Exons: 3
Coding region: 396-773 (125 amino acids)
Source: RefSeq, a predicted model, not a curated record